ACUGUGCCUGUUCCUUUUUCGUGUGCCCGACUCAAUACUCCUUCAGCCACAGACAAGCUCCCGAUCUUUGUCUGGAACCUCAAUUGCCCUUCUGCCACUGUCAUUUCUGCUCUUCUCGCAGACCUCAGAGGCGCAAUUCCCUCGUCUCCCCCUAACCCCGCCGCUCUUCCGGCUCUUUAAACUGCCUCACCUCCACAGAAGCCACGAUGCUGUCCGCUCUCCGAGUUGCCAGCAGGCGAACUGCCCUGCGACCUGCGACCCUCAACCUCUCCAGCCGCGCUCUUCUGUCCACCUGGAUCAACGUGCCCCAGGGCCCUCCUGCUAUUCUUGGCAUCACUGAGGCUUUCAAGGCCGACAAGUUCGAGAAGAAGAUCAACCUUGGUGUCGGUGCAUACCGUGACGAUGCCGGAAAGCCCUACGUCCUCCCCUCCGUCCGCGAGGCCGAGGAGAAGCUUGUCAACAACAAGCUGAACAAGGAGUACGCCGGCAUCACUGGUGUCCCCGAGUUCCCUCCCCUGGCCGCCAAGCUCGCCUACGGCCCCAACGCUUCCGUCCUCGACCGCGUUGCCAUCUCCCAGACCAUCUCCGGAACCGGUGCCCUGCGACUGGGCGCUGCCUUCCUCCAGCGCUGGUACUCUGGCGACAAGAAGAUCUUCAUCCCCAACCCUUCAUGGGCCAACCACAAGGCCGUCUUCAGCGAUGCCGGCCUCAAGGUCGAGACCUACCGCUACUACAACAAGGACACCAUCGGCCUCGACUUUGACGGCCUGGUUGCCGACCUCAAGGCCGCUCCCCUGGGCAGCGUCUUCCUGUUCCACGCCUGCGCCCACAACCCUACCGGCGUCGACCCCACCCCUGAGCAGUGGAAGGAGAUCUCCAAGGUUGUCAAGGAGCAGAACCACUUUGCCUUCUUCGACAUGGCCUACCAGGGCUUUGCCAGCGGUGACACCGACAAGGACGCCUUUGCUGUCCGCUACUUUGUCGAGCAGGGCCACGACAUUGCUCUCUGCCAGUCAUUCGCCAAGAACAUGGGUCUCUACGGAGAGCGUGUCGGAGCCUUCUCCGUCACCACUGCCGACGCUGAGGAGAAGAAGCGUGUCGACUCUCAGCUGAAGAUCCUCAUCCGCCCUCUGUACUCCAACCCUCCCAUCCACGGCGCCCGCAUUGCCGCCGAGGUCCUCAGCAACCCCAAGCUGUACGAGCAGUGGCUUGGUGAGGUCAAGGGCAUGGCCGACCGAAUCAUCACCAUGCGUGCCCUCCUCAAGGAGAACCUCGAGAAGCUCGGCUCCAAGCACGACUGGUCCCACAUCACCAGCCAGAUUGGCAUGUUCGCCUACACUGGCCUGAACGCCGAGGAGAUGAACAAGCUGGCCAAGGAGUACUCCGUCUACGCCACCAAGGACGGCCGUAUCUCCGUUGCCGGUAUCACCAGCGACAACGUCGGCCGUCUGGCCGAAGCUAUCUUCAAGGUCAAGGGUUAAGAAGGGAAAUAAAAAAAAAUUACAAGUUAGAACGGAAGGGGGGAGGGCUGGACAGGAAAUUUAGAAGAAAGAUUUUCGAUUCAGGUUAUUAGGCGAUCUAAAAAGGAAAAAAGAACACUUUUUGCAUUGCCUAAUUGCCAGAUGGCUGAUCUAUAAUAGCCAGUGUAACAAUAAUCAUGACGAAAUGCCUGAUGAUUGUAUUAUGUGUACCCAUCCGCGUCUAAGCUUUUGCAAAUCUCCAUUCAAAAUAAAUAAAAAAGAGGGGAAAAAAACCAUAUGCUCGCUAUAUACAAAUUGGACAAAGAUAGAAGCGCUUCAUUUAUCGUUGAAAUCAUGACAGUCGUAAUCGGUCCAUGUCUCGUUCCGUAUCCUCCACGUGCUGUCCUUCAUCUUGGUAGUCUCCUCCAUGCUCAACUUCUGACAGCCCCCCUCCUUCUUCCUCCAGGCUCUCGUCCAUUUCAUCCAGAGAGUCUUCGUCAUCGUAAGCUUCCAGGUCAACCUGUAGAUCCCGCACUUUUUCAGCAACCCGUGUGUUGGCAUCCUUAAGAUGCGUGACGUAGUGCUGCAGAGCGGAUAUGCUCUCCGCGGUAUACACCUCCUUUCUGAGCUUGAGCAUUGUCUGCUCGGCCUGCUUCUCUGCGCGCUGCGCAUCGAGGGAUAUAUCCGAGGCGCGGAGCUCCAAGCUACGAGCAAUGACGCCGUGCUUGGCCUCUAAUGUACGAACGAGACAAGUGAGGCAUUCUGAGAAGAGUUGAAGGAGGUUGGUGAGAGACGUGAUUGUGCGUAUGCGGGCUGCUUUUAGAGUCUCUUCGGCGGCAGCCAGACCGGCAUUGAGAUUCACAAAAUCUUUCGGUAGAGAGGCGACAUAGCGAUGUAGAUAAGACGGGUUUGUGGCGGGAUGGGCAAGACGAGCGAGGCCCAGCGCAGAGGCAUGAAGGUUGGAUGAUAUCAAAUCCGCCAGAUCGGGUAACAGAGCUUCAAAGUCGGACAGCGGCGGACCGGAAAGAAGCAACGCAAUUGAGUCGUGAGGCAGCGUAUCGACGGUAUCGAGGAACGAGGGCAAGAUGAGGAUCAGCUCGAGGAGCGCCUCGGGCGUGGCUUCGGCGGAAGACUGUGACUGUUUCUGUUGGAGACGCUCGCUGGCUCGGGAGAGUCUGGUGGAGGCUGUUGAUGAAGACGAGGGCUUUGGCUCUGGAGGCGUGGCGGUUGCAAUGGCGCGUUCUAGGAGGUAGUGCUUUGCCGCUUUCUGGCGAUGUUUGUCGAGACUCUUUUGCACUACAGCCCGAUCCUUGGCCUCGUCAUCAUCCUUGGUAGAGCCAUCCGGGUUCAGGAUGGCAGUGGUGAUGACGCGAUAGAGCUUUGCGAAUUCCGGGUUGCUUUGCAAGAUCUUUUGCUCAACGGGGGGGAACAUGCUUUCUCCAUCAGUUGAAGAGUCCGAUUCACAGGGCGAUUGAGAUUCUAUCAAGUAUACAAAUACAAAAAACAGGUCAAUGGAAAAGGAAAAAUCAAACUCGCAGCAUAAUUCGCCAAGGAGAUCAAUACACCCCACGAAAAG
Messenger RNA from Trichoderma atroviride IMI 206040, 3036 nucleotides. RefSeq lists its product as uncharacterized. The record is from RefSeq and is a predicted model, not a curated record. Gene Ontology annotation, biological process: biosynthetic process; L-aspartate catabolic process. NCBI's taxonomy places the organism in Eukaryota, Fungi, Ascomycota, Sordariomycetes, Hypocreales, Hypocreaceae. Gene Ontology annotation, molecular function: pyridoxal phosphate binding; L-aspartate:2-oxoglutarate transaminase activity. Gene Ontology annotation, cellular component: mitochondrion.